AUGGCAUUUGAGUUGUAUGGGAUGUUAGUUGGGAAUGUUAGUCCACUGACUGGUGAACUUGUAAAGCCUGCCUAUGGUGGUGAUAAUGAGGCUUUUCUUAUGAAAGUAGUAAAACCAAUAUAUGAUGUAAUAGCCAAGGAAGCUGAGAGAAGUAAUAUGGGAAAAGCAAAGCAUUCUCACUGGAGAAAUUAUGAUGAUUUAAAUGAAUAUUUUUGGUCAGUUGAUUGUUUUCGGCUAGGUUGGCCUAUGCGUGUUGACUCUGAUUUCUUCUCUGUUCCUUUUCCUCAACAGCAACAUCAAGUUAACAAACACGAGGAAAACAGAGGUCCUGCUUCAGACCGGUGGAGUGGGAAAACUAAUUUUGUUGAAAUACGCACAUUUUGGCAUAUAUUUAGAAGUUUUGAUAGAAUGUGGAGCUUUUAUAUACUAUGUUUACAGGCGAUGAUAACCAUUGCUUGGAAUGGUUCCGGAAAAUUAAGCUCAAUAUUUGAUGGUGAUAUUUUCAAGCAAGUUCUCAGCAUCUUCAUAACUGCUGCAAUAUUGAAGCUUGCACAAGGUAGUUAG
Glycine soja is the source of this 564-nucleotide messenger RNA. Its product is annotated as callose synthase 2-like. The record is from RefSeq and is a predicted model, not a curated record. NCBI's taxonomy places the organism in Eukaryota, Viridiplantae, Streptophyta, Magnoliopsida, Fabales, Fabaceae. Gene Ontology annotation, cellular component: plasma membrane. Gene Ontology annotation, molecular function: glucosyltransferase activity. Bases 1 to 564 code for a protein of 187 amino acids. The transcript is spliced from 5 exons.